AUGGGAAGUACCAUUCCUUUGUCGAUGAACUUGUGCUCUCCGCCCCGUGAGCUGCUGAAGUCCACGGCCCCUGAUUUGCCGCGCCACUUGCUGUCUCGACUGCCGGCGCGCCGUCGUAGCCGGUCAGGCUUUUUGGCGCGCGCCGCCAGGCGACGGCCCUUUCCAGGGUGCAGCCGGCGUCUUGUAUCGUCUGUUUCGCCUUCAGAGGCUUUACCGGUCACUCCCGCCCGUUGGAGGAUUGGUUGUGAACCGGCUUGCGGGUCGCGUCCUCUCUCGAGUUCUGUUUCGAGUCCGCCGUCUUCGCUCCCGCACGCGCGCGCUUUCGUGUCGGCUCCGGUUUGCGCCUCCGCUCACACGGCGGCCGCUUCCAGACAAGCCGUUUUCCCUUUGUCCCUCUUUUUUUGUCUCCGUUCGCAAGCCCCUCUCUCGGGUUGUCCUUUUUCUCUCUCCUCUGCCUCUUUCUGCUGCUCGUCUGUCCCGUUUUUCUCCUUUUCUGGGUCGUCGCCUCUCCAGCAAUCGUUCGUUGCGGCAUGUAAAGGUCCCUCGCCUCCUCUCCGUGCCCGGGCGUGGGCUUGCGCGCCUGGCGCACCGGUUCGCACCGACGCGGUUUGCUCGGCUCGCACGCCUUCGCGUCCUCCUUUCUCUCCCUUCUCUUUCUGGUCGUCGUCGUCUCCGCUUCAGCAGCCUCUAGCCGUCCCCCGAGCCCCUUGCCCCUUCCUGCCGGCCUCGUUCUCCUUCGCGUCCUCGUCAGUUCCCUCGCGCUGCCAGCGAGCCAAGUCUGCGGCUGCGGAGCAGCUGCGAGUGCGCGCGAGCGACGCUGGGCGUGGGUUCGAACCCGGAGAGGGCUGCCGCGGAAAGCAGGCCAGGGAUGCCGAGGGCUGUCGCGCUGCGGCCUCGCGCCCCUCGACGCUGUCUCUGGGUUUUGCGAGUGAAUCCUCUGCAGAAGCACGCCUUCUCCACGAAGCACUAGGGGCCUCGCUGUCGUCGCCAGGCAUCCCAGGCGACGCGUUCGUUGAGUUCACGACUGAGAGCGUACGGGCGAUGAACUUGGGCGCGAGCGAGAGCGAGCUCGCGGACGCUACCGGCGAGUCGAGGCGCAGGCCGACAGACCCAGACUGGACAGAAAAGGCAGCGGGCGAUCCCGCUGCAGGAUGCGAUGGCGAGGAGACGCCUGGCGAGAAAACACGCCGUCGCGGAGCGUCCGGGAAGGUGUCGCGAAUCAAAGUAUUCUCUCUCAGCGCAGCGCAUCACAGGGCCAAACGACCGCCCACGGAGCUGGACGCGCCAUCUGCGUCUCCUCUCUUUUCGCCGAUCCCCGAUGACCAACUGUUUUCUCUCUCGCCAAACACUUUGAACGCGCAAGAGCUUCUCUACGUGCUGGGACGUGCGAGCCUCAUCCUGCGGGACGGCGGAGAAGGACGCAGGGAAACGGAGGCCGGCGGCCUGGACGUUUCAGGCCCUCGCGCGCCUUCUUACGUUCCUGUGGCUGCUACCGUCUCAUCGUCGCCCUCGUCUUCCGCUGAAUCUGCUGCGGAAACCACUCAGGGACCAAGCGUAGAUGCGCGGCUGAGCUCCACUUCGUGGUCACCCUCCUGGGGACUUUUCUCUCCCGACGCCUCUUCUUCCGCCUCGUCCUCACCGCCCUACUCGGCGCGCCAGCUGUCGCGUCCUGGCGCCCGCGAAGGCGAGUCUCUUUCUUCUCCAGACUUCGCAGCGAGCGGCGUUCAAGGCGCACUGUUCAGUCCCCGCGGGUUUCUUGCUCAGACAGAUUUUGAACGCGCACAGCUGCGUCUGUGGACUCAUCUGAUGGAGCGUCUCACGUCGCUUCUGCCUUCGCUCAAGCCCCGCGAAUUCACACGCGCCGUACAGACGCUCGGCUACGCGCGACCGGUGCUUUUAGAGCUCGCGAGGGAAGCCACGCUGUCUCUACCCACCAGGAGUCCCGCCAGCGACAGACAAGUGACCGGACAUGCCAACCCGGCCGCUGCAUCGAGGUCGGUUCGCUCUCAGUCUGCCAGUCGUUCGUUCGCUUUUUCUGCUUGCGAGUCGAUGCCGAGGUGCGAGGGGGGCACCGCCGCGGGAGGGAGGGAGGGUCGGACCCAGCGAGAAACGAGGGCGCACGAAGAAAGAAAGAGAGAGGCGGAGGUGUUCUUGAAGGCUGACAGAUACCUCGUCCUGCAGCUGAGGAGACAGGCGGGCCUUCGCGCCACCGCGUUCCACGGCGAGUGCCUCGCGAGAAUCUUCUACGGCAUGACCAAGGGCCAGAUGGAAAACAACGAACAGUUCCUCGACUUUCUCACUUCCGAAGUCUUGGAGAGAUUGGACAAGAAGCUCCGUCCCUGGCAGCUGCAUCGGAUCUUCCAGGCUGCGUUCAACUCUCCGCACGUGUCUCGACACUUCAAGGCGGUGCUGGGCUCGCAUCUUGUGGCGCGGCUCGCCUUUCUCCCUGGACAGAGUCUGGCGGACUUCCUACCCAAGUGCACAGAGAUUGGCCUCACGAAGAAGAUCGAAAACGUCGUGAAGAUCAACGUCAUCUGCGGCAAACGGCUACGCGCCUGGGAAGAUCCCUCGUUGCUCAUUUCGCUGGGCUACCCGCUAGUCAUGUGCGACUUGAUAUCGCCGAGCAACGUGGUGGCGCUUUUCCGGCAGCUGCGCCUGCGAGUGAAUUUCGCAUAUCCUUCUCUCGACGCAGAGCAGGUUCGUAGCCACGAAGCGGACUACCGCCGGGCAGUACGAAAUGUCAACGCGGCGCUCGUUCCCUUGAAGCUUAUGGAAGCUCGCCUGCGCGUCUUUCGCCCGAAUGUCUACGAAAUCCUGUCGCCGUCGUUGCGGGCUUGGCUGGCGACUGUUAGAGAGGCGCCGCUGAAACUGACAUCGUUUCUGCCGCCAGCUGAUCAAGCGCACGUGAACGCGCCGCUCCUGCUGGGACUGGCGGAGCUGAUUGAAGAGACGAACAAUGAAAUUCGACAUCCUGCGCUUCUGCUGCACCCUCACCUCCAGGGCCCGUUCCUCCUCGAGACAGCGUCGCCCCUGACUAAAACAUUUCUCGAGUGGGACACGCCCUGGCUGUUCUACCCGCCUUUCAAACGAUUCGAGAGCCGAGUGUAUACUGAGACGAAGCGCAGAUGCCUGGCUGAGGAGGGCUGGGAGCUGGUCGCGCUUUCUGCGGAGGAGUACCUUGCGCUGCCCGAUGCCUCAAGCAAGAAGAGGUGGCUGAUCAACGAGAUGAGAACGAAGCUGCUUCUUGCACAAGAAAAGUGA
Messenger RNA from Besnoitia besnoiti, 3261 nucleotides. RefSeq lists its product as uncharacterized. NCBI's taxonomy places the organism in Eukaryota, Apicomplexa, Conoidasida, Eucoccidiorida, Sarcocystidae. The record is from RefSeq and is a predicted model, not a curated record. The transcript is spliced from 11 exons. Bases 1 to 3261 code for a protein of 1086 amino acids.